Molecule: messenger RNA, 664 nt
Organism: Miniopterus natalensis
Lineage: Eukaryota; Metazoa; Chordata; Mammalia; Chiroptera; Miniopteridae
Gene: C9H1orf185
Product: chromosome 9 C1orf185 homolog
Source: RefSeq, a predicted model, not a curated record
AUGGCUUCACCUAAUGGUUUUUCUAAUCACUUAACCUAUUUUCUGGCGGCGGCUGCUGUUGCCUUUGGAAUUGGUUUCUUUGCUUUGGCAUCAGCUUUGUGGUUCCUGAUUUGCAAACGAAGAGAAAUAUUUCAAAAUUCCACAUUUAAAGCAACUGAUGAGAGAUGCAGCCAAAGAUCAUCAGAGGCGGAGAGUAAAUCUCAUUCUCAGUGUGUUUUUAUUUCUCGAAAUUUUCAUACUGGAAUAUUCCAAUUACAGGAGGAGCAAAGAAAAAAGGAAACAGCACAUAUAGAAGCAAGUAAAGAUCACUCUAAAGAUGAAUUCUGCCUUGCAACAAAAAAGGUCAUUUGUGACCCUUCAGAGACUACCUCAACAACAAAGAGCAGCAAUGUGUCCUUAAGCCUAUCGACAUUACCAUCUGAUUCUUAUUACAGUGAAACUAUAGAAGCAGCUGAUGAGUGGUUUUCUGAUGAUUCUCUAGUGAAAAGGAGCUCUGCAAUACCUUUUCUCAAGGAACCUCUAAUGGAAAAAGUAUUUCCAUACCUGUCAACCAUUCCAUUAGAAGAAUGUACUGAAUAUGACACUUUAUGAUCAUCAAAAAGAUGACAUUAAUGAAAUAUUUUCAGGAAGAAAUACAGGAGUUAAAAUACAAAACCUUCAACAU